Messenger RNA from Linnemannia hyalina, 1314 nucleotides. NCBI's taxonomy places the organism in Eukaryota, Fungi, Mortierellomycota, Mortierellomycetes, Mortierellales, Mortierellaceae. The record is from the annotation of a GenBank genome assembly.
AUGCUCAAAGAGAGGGAGAGAGAGCAGAUGCGUAUCCCCUACCCUACCAUCACUGCAGAGACGAUGUUCUUGAAGAAUACUGUCCAUCUGCGGAUAUAUUCAGAAGUUGUGCUACUCACAGACGAUUUUACCCUCGUCGCCUUGACGUUCCGCUUCUGGGCACUGUACUUCUUUGCCGCAAUUGCAUCGAUCGUCAACCAAUACUACUACUUCCGAACCUCCCGCGGCGGGUUCCCAAUCUACUUUAUCAACCUGACUUCGUACGUCCUCGGAGUCGCCCUAGCCAAGAUCCUUCCUCGCGAAAGCAUCACCAUCGGUGGGCACAGCAUGUCUCUCAACCCCGGUCCCUUCAACAUCAAGGAACAUGCCCUCAUUGGUAUCGCCGUCUCUACCGCUUCUACUGCCUAUGCGAUCGAUAUUCGUAUGGGUGCACUCGAUGCUAUUGUGCUCAUUAUUACGACCCAAUGCUUGGGGGUAUGCUGCAUCAACACUGGUCUCAUCAGUGCACUAGAAUUGCAGCCUUUCGCGAUGAAAGACGCUUACGGAGCAGAACAAAAUGCUCUGGCCCACGCAUCCGUCAUCGCCAAACUGUCGGUUGGCCAGGUCAACGUGAGCCCAAACACGCCUGCCCCCAAGAAAAGGAAGCUUCCAGAGAAUGACCCCUGCCUCAGAUGCUCCCCGGGUCUUGUGCCUGGGCUGGAGUUCCUUUAUUCGAUUUCCCCUUAUUCAACAUUGCUCCAGAGUCGACAGUUUAUUGAGCUCGAUGAUGUCAUCUGCGAGCUCCUGAAUCGUGACUGGGAAUUCUCCCCUCAGCUUCGCUUCGCCUGUUCCAAGAUUCUCUCAGGAUGCAUACUACUCAACAACAACAAUGGCCAAGCUGUUAUCCUCAACACCAUCGAGCAUGAGGCCAUCCGUCGGCUCAGCCACUUUGCUAGCAACCAUCCCUGUCAACCUUACACCAUCUACACUCUGGCCGCCUAUGAUCAAUCUCACAAUGGAUAUGGACCCGCGCUUUCAAGCCUCUUUCACGCUGUAUCAAGUGCCGUCAUUCGAGACGGUUCAGACGCUUUGCUGGAUAAACAGACGGUGGAAAAGUCGCGCAAUCGAUGCACCAAAGAGGGGCGCGCAACGCAAGGACUGGAGGGUAUACUUUCACUUUACACUGGCACCAAAACCUCAAUCAAGAUCCUCUGGAACCGCGACCUCAACGAAUACCUGGAAACCUUGGCUCAGAUCCUCUCAACAUACAUCGCAACAGCCAAUGCCGCCGUUGUGCCGUUUGUCUGGAAGGAAUUUACGUCACCAACUCAGUAG